This is a messenger RNA of Daucus carota subsp. sativus, 3300 nucleotides long. RefSeq lists its product as uncharacterized. NCBI's taxonomy places the organism in Eukaryota, Viridiplantae, Streptophyta, Magnoliopsida, Apiales, Apiaceae. Bases 1 to 3300 code for a protein of 1099 amino acids. The record is from RefSeq and is a predicted model, not a curated record. The transcript has 2 exons.
AUGGAGAAAGAUUGGAUUUCGAAAGAGAGGGAUUCGUUGGAGUAUGAAGUCGGGGUUGAAAAGUUUUUGAUUUGCGCCGAGCAAAACUGUAAAAAUCCUAAAAAAAUACCUUGCCCCUGCUGCAAAUGUGUCAAUUUCAAGAAAUUUCCGGUAAAAAUAAUAAGGGGUCAUCUUUACGAAAACGGUUUCAGUCUCGGGUAUAUUGAUUGGAUUUGGCACGGAGGCAAGGCUGGUAUUUCGUCUGCCGGUAGCACACUGCCCCCUCAGGAAGAGGAGCAUAAUGCAGAAGCAUUUCUUACAGCCUUUGAAGCCGCAUCGGAAGCGGUUGCUGCAUCAGAAGCGGUGGCUGCUGGUGCUUCAGAAGCUGCUGCAGUUUGUGAAGCAGCAUAUCGUAAUCCGGGGGAUAAUUCGGGGGGUGAUGAGUACGAUAAAGACUCGCAUGAUUUUAAGAGGUUUGUUGUCGAUGCUCAACAACCUUUAUUUGAGGGCAGCGACUGCACAAAAUUAGAUUCAAUGUUGAAAUUACAGAACUGGAAAGCGAGAUAUGGUGUUAGUGAUAGUGCGUUCAAUGAUCUGCUCUCGACAGUUGGCUCAUUCCUACCUCAGGAUAAUACAUUACCUGUUAACUCAUACGAAGCAAAAAAAACUCUUUCGAAUUUAGGCCUUGAGUAUACAAAAUUCCACGCGUGUCCCAAUGAAUGUGUUCUAUACAGGGGUGUAUAUGAGACUGCUUCGGAGUGUCCAAAGUGCAAGCUUUCACGCUGGAAGGUGGGUAAGGAUGGUAGAGAACGGUAUAAAGUCCCGGCAAAAGUUAUGUGGUACUUUCCGGUCAUUCCAAGAUUUAAACGGAUGUUUAAAUCUUCUUCGACAGCUGAGUUGUUGACAUGGCAUUCCACCAACCAAAGAAUUCAGGAUGGACAGAUGCGCCAUCCUGCCGACUCACCUUCUUGGCGGAAUAUCGAUUACAGGUGGCCUGCCUUCGGAAGUGAGCCAAGAAAUCUUCGACUAGCUUUGGCGGCUGAUGGUAUCAACCCACAUAACAAUGGGCUGACCAAUCGUUAUUCUUGUUGGCCGGUAACAUUGGUAACAUAUAAUCUUCCUCCGUGGUUAUGUAUGAAGAGGAAAUUUAUGAUGUUAACUAUAUUAGUCUCCGGUCCACAUGAACCAGGUAACAACAUUGAUGUGUUCUUACAACCGUUAGUUGAUGAUUUGAAAAAGCUUUGGGAAGAAGGUGAACCGAAUGUAUAUGAUGCCUUCACAAAAUCUUUUUUCACUUUAAGGGCGGCUUUGUUAUGGACGAUUAAUGAUUUCCCGGCGUAUGGUAAUUUGUCUGGAUGUGUCAACAAGGGUUAUUUGGGUUGUCCAGUGUGUGGUGAUGAUACCGUUGCUAAGUACUUGCCUUAUAGUAGGAAAAUAUGUUACCAAGGUCAUCGUCGGUAUUUACCUAGACAUCAUCCAUACAGGAAGAAUAAAGUAGCCUUUAACGGUCAACAAGAGUUUGGGCAGCCCAGGCCACCUCUUUCUGGACAAGAGGUGUUAGAACAACAAGAAAACAUUAAAUUUUCUUUUGGAAAUGAAGUAAAGAAGUCGAAGAAGGUGGACUGUGCUUGGAAGAAGAAGUCAGUAUUUUUUGAGUUAGAAUACUGGAAAUUCCAUUAUGUUCGUCACUGCCUUGAUAUUAUGCACGUGGAGAAAAAUGUCUGCGAUAGUCUAAUUGGGACGUUAUUGAAUUUAAAGUUCAAGUCCAAAGAUAGCGAGGCGUCUCGUCUUGAUAUGAUGGACAUGGGGGUUAGGACUGAUUUAGCUCCAGAACAAGGAGUCAAAAAAACUUAUCUGCCUCCUUCCUGUUUUACUCUAACAAAAGCAGAAAAAAGAGAAGUGUUGAAGUCACUAUCAUCAAUGAAGCUGCCAUAUGGGCAUUCCUCAAACAUCAGAAAUUGUGUAUCCAUGGCAGAUUUAAAGAUAUUUGGGAUGAAGUCUCAUGACUGCCAUGUACUUCUUCAACAAUUACUCCCUGUAGCUAUUCGUUCGGUGCUUCCGAAGAAUGUUAGAGUUAGCAUAAUAAGGCUUUGCUUCUUUUUCAACACUCUGUGCAACAAAAUUGUUGACGUGUCAAAACUUGAUAAAUUGCAAGCCGAUGUGGUAUUAACCUUAUGUGAGCUCGAGAAAAUAUUCCCCCCCUCUUUUUUCGAUAUAAUGAUACAUCUAAUAGUGCACCUGGUCAGGGAAUUACGUUUAUGUGGACCGGUUUUCUAUAGAUGGAUGUACCCAUUUGAGCGUUUUAAUAAAGUGUUGAAAAGUUAUGUGCGAAACCGUUAUUUUCCGGAAGGCUGUAUAGCCGAAGCAUAUUUGAAAGAAGAAUCUGUAGAAUUCUGUGCAGAGUUCUCUAGAAAUAGUUUCACAACUGCUGGUCUGCCGAAGGACCAAGGCAAACUUUCUGGUCCACUUUCGGCUGCAACAAUAAAAUCUGUUGAAGAGAAAGAACGAGAUGAGGCGCAUUUACACGUCCUCUUAAACAACAGUGAAGUGUUUCCAUAUAUUAAGAUGCAUAAGGAGUUGCUUGAAAAACUUUAUGAGGGAAAGAAAAAGUCUAUUCAGUGGAUGAUUGGGGAGCAUAAUAGGUUGUUUGCUGAUUGGUUUCAGAACAAAGUUAUUACUGAAUUAAAUGAGAAAGUCGAAGGUGUUUCAGAAACGAUAAGGUGGCUAGCAGGCAAACCAUCAUUUAAUGUUUUAACUUUUGAUGGGUAUUUAGUUGAUGGGAUCCGAUACUUCACAGAGGAACGAGACAAUGCUAGGGUUGUUCAAAAUAGUGGAGUCUCUUUAGUUGCUAAAACUGUCCAAGUUUCGAGUGCUAAGGAUUUAAAUCCCGUAGAAAGUGAUAUGACAUUUUAUGGGAGGAUUCAAGAUAUUUGGGAACUAGAUUACCACUCAUUUAAAGCCCCGUUGUUCUUGUGCAAAUGGGCUGACUGUGACAGAGGCGUCAAGGCUGACGAACUUGGCUUCACACUUGUGGACCUUAGUCGACAAGGCCACAAGAAUGACAAAUAUGUGUCUGUGCAUCAAGUGAAACAAGUUUUCUACGUGGAAGAUCCCGUUGAUUCUAAAUGGUCAGUCGUAUUGACCUCAACAAACAGAGAUUAUCACGAGAUCUACAAUGAUGAUGAUCUUGGAGAUACGAUCUUGGAGAACCCCCCAUUCUGCUCUAACAUCCCCAUAGUUGAUCCUGGUGUUGAUGACGACGAAGAGUCUAAUGCUGGCAAUAAAAGAAAGGAUGGCGAGGGAAUCUGGCUGAAGAAGUGA